Plenodomus lingam JN3 is the source of this 213-nucleotide messenger RNA. The record is from RefSeq and is a predicted model, not a curated record. Lineage: Eukaryota; Fungi; Ascomycota; Dothideomycetes; Pleosporales; Leptosphaeriaceae.
AUGGACUUGGAUAUGGAUAUGUGUAUGAUAUUGUAUAUAUACGCAGACGGAGACGCAGAGAUGGCAUUAUUCGACAUCUCUUUCAUCUUUCGAUACGCAAAACCAAACCCAGCGACCUGGUUACCCCGUCACCUUCCACUGCUGCCUAGUUCCUACUUCCUUGUUCCUCUCUCACUCACACGUGGCAGCGUAUCGACAGCGUGGGGGAUCUAG